AUGGCUACUGUUCGGGUUGGAAUCGGCUGCUUUGUCAUCAAGAGAGUCAACGGCAAGGCGUACUUUUUGCUUGGCAAGCGGCAGGGCAGCCACGGGUCGGGCUGCUGGGGUCUCCCUGGCGGCCAUCUCGACAUGGGCGAGGAGUGGAGCACAUGCGCUGCACGGGAAACGUUCGAGGAGUGCGGCAUCCAGACUGACAGCAUAGCGUAUCGUGAGGCUACCAACGACGUCUUUGGGCCGGAUCUCCACUACAUCACGCUAUUCCACUCGUGUGAGGUAUCCAAGGAGUAUCAAGGCAGGCCUGUGCGGCGCAUGGAGCCAAACAAGUGCCUGCAAUGGAUCUGGGUCAGCUGGCAAGAGUUUAUGAGCAACCGCGCACUACUACGCGAUGCUUGCACGGACAACUGCUUUGAGGCGAUAGACACCCCUGAGGUGGUCAAUCUGGAGGCACUGUUCUUGCCGCUGCAGAAUCUCAAGAAGAAGCUCCAGUUCAGCAGUGAUCCGCCAUCCUGGCUAAACUGA
Linderina pennispora is the source of this 522-nucleotide messenger RNA. RefSeq lists its product as uncharacterized. The record is from RefSeq and is a predicted model, not a curated record. The transcript has a single exon. Gene Ontology annotation, biological process: dGTP catabolic process. Gene Ontology annotation, cellular component: cytosol. NCBI's taxonomy places the organism in Eukaryota, Fungi, Kickxellomycota, Kickxellomycetes, Kickxellales, Kickxellaceae. Gene Ontology annotation, molecular function: 8-oxo-7,8-dihydrodeoxyguanosine triphosphate pyrophosphatase activity. The coding region runs from base 1 to 522 and encodes 173 amino acids.